CCGAAGGUCAUAGAUGGAGUCCCAAAGAAAAGCGCCAUGUCGUGCAGGACCAGUGAAGUAGAUGCGAUAGGCCUUCUGUUAGCCAGUGGCACUCUCUAGAUCCUUCUUUAUUUGAAGGAAUGUCUCGUCUUCUGUGUGUCGUGUAAUCCGAAUUCACUAACAGCUAUUGCAGUCUGAGAUGGUGUGAAACAUCCAAUGGCUCUGCUCAAAUCCUUCCUGCGACAGCUGGAGACAUCAGCAUACCGCCAUCAUGACAACGACGCCGCCGAGGAUGGACAGAGUGGUCGGCAAAACCACGACAUACUCCCAUUACCACCUAAGGACAGGGCAUGGGGUCGUCUAUCGUACUUUGCAUUCUGGUUCGCUGCCGCUUCGUCGGUAGCUGAUUGGUAUGCCGUGUCGACUGCUUACGCUGCUGGAUUGAGUGUUUGGGAGGCGCUCUUCACACUGUUUGGCGGCCGUGUCAUCUCGAGCUGGUUCAUGCUGGCCAAUGGUCGCCCGGGAGCCAUGUAUGGUAUCCCGCUCCCUGCAGUCGUGAGGGCCAGUUUUGGCAUCUAUGGCAGCAUGUGGCCUAUCAUCAGCCGAGCUUGUCUGUCAAUCAUCUACAAUGGAUUGAAUCUUGUCCAAGGCUCUCUGUGUGUAUAUGUGAUGUUACACGCUAUUUUUCCUUCGAUUGCGUAUCUACCAGAGGUUAUGCCAGCAAAUGCAGGAUUCACUACUGGGCAGUUGAUCGGCCUCGUGAUAUUAUGGGCGCUUGUCUUUUGUCUACUCUUCGUUCCCAUUCCUCGACUGAAGAUAUUCAUCUACCUCAAAGUUGCAGCAUUUUUCAUUGCCGCACUCAGCCUGCUCAUCUGGUGUAGCGGUCUUGCUGGCGGCAUCGGCGCUGUUGUCAGACAACCGAGCAAGUUUUCUGGAACCAAGCGAGCAUGGCUCCUCACGCGCUUCUUCUUUCUUGGAAUUGCCAACACCACAACAUUCAUCAUGAACUCGUCCGAUCUCCAGCGAUAUUCAAAGAGGGCAGACUCCCCUAAUUGGGGGCAACUUGUUGGAGCACCACUGGCAAAUCUCAUUGUACACCUGUUUGGCGUUCUAGUCUCAUCCUCCAGCAGCAUCAUCUUUGGCGAGGUCGUCUGGAAUCCAAUGCUCCUCCUGGAUCGUAUUCAGUCUGAAAACUACACUCCAGAAAAUCGAGCUGGCUGCUUUUUCAUUGCUCUAUUGUUUGUGUACUCGUCGAUGAUUUCCAUGAUUCUUGAGAAUUCACUUCCGGCUGGAAACGACCUUGCCGGAAUGCUGCCGAGGUUCAUCAGUUAUCAUCGAGGUACCAUAAUUUGCGCUGUGAUCUCGAUCGCGAUGAACCCCUGGUACCUACUUACCUCAGCGUCCACAUUCCUCAACUUCAUCUCAUCUUUUGGUGUUUUCCUCGCUCCAUCUUGUGGCGUUAUGCUGGCACACUAUUUUGUCAUUGUGCGUGGCUACAUCAGCAUUCCCGAUCUAUACUCAAGCAGCCGCGACGGGCCUUAUUAUUACAUCUACGGAUUCAAUUGGCGCGCGUAUGCUGCUUACAUAUGUGCUCUGGCGCCUAAUCUCUAUGGCUUUUCGGGUGCAUUGGGCAACAAGAUCCCACUUGAGGCGAGUCACGCCUAUAACUUCAUGUUCGAAAUUGGAGUCGUUGUCUCGUUCUGCGUCUACAUUGUUCUUUGCUAUUGUUGGAAAAUACCACACCAGGUGCCCCUUUCUCAGAAGGGCUGGCGAGAAAUCGAUCCAUACAGAAGGUCAUCUCUUCAGGUAUUAGACGCAAUAUCAGCAUCAGAAAGGGGUGAUGCCGGCGCACAGACGCCUAUCAAGACAGAUGAGAAAACGAUCUAGGCCAAGCGAUUUCAGAUCAAAGAACAUUCAGAAUAGCAGGUAGACGUAUAAUGGACUUCGGCGAGCCAGAUACUGGCAAGGCUUUAUACAAAACUAAGGAAUCAGCCCCUGGUAGAUCAGCACGAGGUAUUGCAACCCAGCUAGAGCCCCU
Messenger RNA from Penicillium brasilianum, 2017 nucleotides. The record is from the annotation of a GenBank genome assembly. NCBI's taxonomy places the organism in Eukaryota, Fungi, Ascomycota, Eurotiomycetes, Eurotiales, Aspergillaceae.